Molecule: messenger RNA, 288 nt
Organism: Clunio marinus
Lineage: Eukaryota; Metazoa; Arthropoda; Insecta; Diptera; Chironomidae
Source: the annotation of a GenBank genome assembly
AUGAUCUUAGGAUUUGAAGAAAAAGAAAAAGUUUCAAAAAGAAAAUCAGCGACAAGAAAGAAAAAUAUUUCACAGCUCGUAAAAAAUAAUGAUCAGAUAAAGCUUGAAGCUGUUUUGGCUUCUGUCGGACUUCAAUAUGGCGUGUCUGUGAAAGAUUUAUCAAGACAGAUUGCAGAGGACUUUAUGAGGUCAGAUCUGGAAAGGCGUUUAUGUAUUUCAUUUCAUUUCCUGUCGACUUAUCUUGGUAUAUUGAGUGUGAAAACUCAAAGGGGGGAAAUUGAUAAGUAA